GUCCUUGGGAGGACUCCAGGAUGUCGAUGCUUCUGCUGGCCAGCAUUCUGUUGCUGAUCUUGCAAAGACUGGCAGGGUCCCACCUUAUGAUGGAUAUGGCUCUACAUUCCUUUGAUGACCAGUACCUGGGUUGCAGAGAGCAGAUGAUGGAAGAACUGGAGCGGGGAGACUAUUUCCAGAAGGAAAUAGCUGCUAAUAAGAACUAUUCGAGCCUCUGGAAGAAGGCUCAGGAAGCUUUGUUGAAGAGCUCUGUAGGUCUCCUGAGGGAGAUGCAUGACAGUCAUGCCACCGCCCUCAUGGCUUACACCAUGAAUUCUUCCCUGCACUCUCAGCUGAAUUGGGCCACAUCCACAGCAGGAAGGUCUCCAGAGCAAUACAGACACAACUUCAGCUUCAAAUAUUUUCACUUUUACCUAACGACAGCCAUCCAGAUAAUGAAGCAAUGGCAGAGCAGCAAGGACAACGUAGGGAAACGCCACUGCUACCGGGUGCACAGAGGUGUAAAGGACUUAUAUAUUAAGGCUACAGUUGGCAGCAUGGUGCGAUUUGGCCGUUUCACCUCCACCUCUCGCCUCUGGAAUGAAGCCCAGAAAUUUGGGAAUGAAACUUUGUUUACGGUGACAACCUGCCUGGGAGCAGCUAUGCAAGGCUUUUCUUACUACACGUCUGAGAAGGAAGUCCUCAUUCCCCCUUAUGAGAUAUUCCUUGUCAAAAACUUCUUUCGGACACGGUGUGGUAACCGGCUGCACCUGCAUUCUGUGGGGAACUACAGCAAGUACCACUGCCAGCUCUUGGAAGCUUCAAGAAUCAAGAACGGUGGUUCUCCUGCCUCUGCCGCCAUCAUUCUUCCUAGUGUAAUUGGUGUUUUCUUGUGCUUGGCCAAGCAAUGACCGAUUCUCUGGCUACAUCCAGAUAUAUACACUUGAAUAACAGGCAAGAAAAAAACCAGCUGGACGAACUGCUUGGCUUUCUGAGCAGCUCCAUGAAAGCUUGGUGCUGCCAUUCCAUUGGAAAUCCAAUGUCAAGAAAUGCAGAACUUUAGGCACCUGAGAAACGCUAGCAUUGGAAAUGAGGGCACGUAAGGAAUGUGAGUGUCCUUGUUUUUUGAGAAGACUGAAAUGAGUUGUCUGACACUCAGUAUUUCUGACAUCAGAUAUAGAUGCAUGCAAUGGCAGAGACCAUCAUGUAAUUAUUUAAAUGUAGUAUCGUGUUCUAUCAGACUGAACAGCUUCUGCUACAGAAAUCCUGAAAUGUGUUUGCCUGUGCAGUUUGAACAGAUUAAAUGCUGAACUAUUUUACGAUUAGCUUGUUCUGUAUGUAUAUUUCACACCAUAGUUUUGUUUCUUUUGCUCUACCAUUCAUUUCAAAUAAUUGAUUGACAGAACUUUAUUAUUUUUCCUAAAUGCUCAGACACACUAAGUACAGAUUUCAAACUGGGAAGAUUAGAAACAGCUGUCACAGGUAUGUCUUGAAUGUGUGUGUUCAAGCUUGCUCGAACUCCUUCCUAUGUGAGAAUUAAAGGAAGCAAGGUGGACUUCUAGCACGUUGGCACAUUUAUGUCUCUUGCAACUUUUCUGUUAUUGCUGGGAUGCAUUCUUCAAUCAUUUUAACAAAGAUUUGGAAUGCUUCACACGGCGGCCUCAGUACCCUGAAAGCCUCCUCUAAGCUGUCAGCUGCUACUUUCAGGCUUUUCUUUAUGGAUCUGUGUCCUCGGAGUAGGGUCUGUAUGAAAGCAAAAAGUGAAGAGUUGGAGGAUAUAGAACGAAGCUUGAGCUGUUGUGAUGUUUCACCUGAGGAGGAGCCGUCUUCUGUGGUACUCGGUGUCCCGUUCUGUUGCAGCAUCUUAAUGAUAUCAGCAUAGUCCAUGAGAAGUUCUGAUACGUGGAGGGACAAAGCAGGUGAACUCAGUAACUGCUCCAUAGCAGACUCAACAGUGCCAGGGAAAUUAUCGUGUCUUAACAACACUGCAACGAGUGCGCCCAAGAUACUUCCUAUAAUCCCCUUAUAAUUCUCAUAGAUAUCUUUCACUGCAGCCAUUUUUUCCUGUAGAGAGAUGAUAGGACCGGUAAUUUUAGCAUACAACCUUUGCUUCAUGCUUUCCUGUACAUCUUUGUCUUUUGUUUCCAUUGUGGCUUGCAUCUCUUUUAAAGCAUUGACCAGGAGCUGCAGGUUCUCUUUAAUGCUGAAGUUUUCUUUUACUGUCAUGAUGGGGAAGUUGGUGCCAAGAUGGUGAUUAAGGAUCCGGAAUAUUGUGUUGGUUGCAGAGACAUAAAUGUACACUAAUUCAUACAGGUUCUGGCAGGCCUUCAGCAGCCUUUCUUUGUCACUGCUUAAACCGAGGCGGGCUAACAUUUCUGAAGGAGGUGUCUGGCUCUGAAAAGCAAACAGAGGAAAUCCAGAUGACACAGAGGGAGAAAUACAGAUAUUUUCAGCUAGAAUGUCACAUUUCCGAAACGAAUAUUACAAAUCAUUGAACCACCUUACUCUCCCCACAAGACCCCAGUGUUAGAAAAAAACACAGAAAAAGCUCUUAGUCAGCCUUUACAGUGGUCUUACCAAACUGGUCAGCAAAAUAUGGUGUCAGAAGCUGCAGGUAUGGUUAUUCUUAUGGAUGCAGGAGUUAUGGAUCUGACCGUCAGCAUGUCAUCUGAAAAGCAAUAGUAGAGGUGCAGAUGGGUUAUUUUCACCUUUGAUAUUUAUUGGUAAAGUUGUCUAAGUCCUCUCAAACAAUCUACACUACAUCAUCCUUAGAACUAUAAUCCUUCAGUUUGCAUAUAGUAGUGGGUAUACAUAAAAUUAAACAUAUUACGGAAGUCUUCACAUGUCCUACAUGUUGGGCUUUUUUUAUUGUUCUGAGAACAGUAAGUUAUAGCAUCCCCUUUCAGCAAUGGCCAUAGAUACUUCUGCCAUAGGCAGAUGGAUUCAUGCUGUCUUUAUUCUCUUCAGGAACAAAAGGCC
This is a messenger RNA of Gallus gallus (chicken), 2958 nucleotides long. RefSeq names its product ADP-ribosyltransferase 4 (gene ART4). Gene Ontology annotation, molecular function: NAD+ poly-ADP-ribosyltransferase activity; NAD+-protein-arginine ADP-ribosyltransferase activity. Lineage: Eukaryota; Metazoa; Chordata; Aves; Galliformes; Phasianidae. The record is from RefSeq and is marked provisional.